Molecule: messenger RNA, 1531 nt
Organism: Cynocephalus volans (Philippine flying lemur)
Lineage: Eukaryota; Metazoa; Chordata; Mammalia; Dermoptera; Cynocephalidae
Product: patr class I histocompatibility antigen, A-2 alpha chain-like
Exons: 8
Coding region: 8-1090 (360 amino acids)
Biological process (GO): positive regulation of T cell mediated cytotoxicity; antigen processing and presentation of endogenous peptide antigen via MHC class Ib; antigen processing and presentation of endogenous peptide antigen via MHC class I via ER pathway, TAP-independent
Cellular component (GO): external side of plasma membrane
Molecular function (GO): signaling receptor binding; peptide antigen binding
Source: RefSeq, a predicted model, not a curated record
ACCGAGGAUGGGGGUCAUGGCGCCCCGAACCCUCCUCCUGCUGCUUUCGGGGGCCCUGGUCCUGACCGAGACCCGGGCGGGCUCCCACUCCAUGCGGUAUUUCUACACCGGCGUGUCCCGGCCCGGCCGCGGGGAGCCCCGCUUCAUCGCCGUCGGCUACGUGGACGACACGCAGUUCGUGCGGUUCGACGGCGACGCCGCGAGUCCGAGGAUGGAGCCGCGGGCGCCGUGGGUGGAGCAGGAGGGGCCGGAGUACUGGGACGAGGAGACGCGGAAAGCCAAGGGCCACGCACAGAAUUUCCGAGUGGACUUUCGGACCCUGCUCGGCUACUACAACCAGAGCGAGGCCGGGUCUCACACCCUCCAGAGGAUGUUCAGCUGCGACGUGGGACCCGACGGGCGCCUCCUCCGCGGGUACAGUCAGUUGUCCUACGACGGCGCCGAUUACAUCGCCCUGAACGAGGACCUGCGCUCCUGGACCGCGGCGGACGCGGCGGCUCAGAUCACGCGGCGCAAGUGGGAGGCGGCCGGUGCGGCGGAGCAAGUGAGGGCCUACCUGGAGGGCACGUGCGUGGAGUGGCUCCGCAGAUACCUGGAGAACGGGAAGGAGACGCUGCAGCGCGCAGACCCCCCAAAGACACACGUGACCCAUCACCCCAUCUCUGACAGUGAGGCCACCCUCAGGUGCUGGGCCCUGGGUUUCUACCCUGCGGAAAUCACACUGACCUGGCAGAGAGAUGGGGAGGACCAGACCCAGGACACGGAGUUUGUGGAGACUAGGCCCGCAGGGGAUGGAACCUUCCAGAAGUGGGUAGCUGUGGUGGUACCUUCUGGAAAGGAGCAGAGAUACACGUGCCAUGUGCAGCACGAGGGGCUACCCAAGCCCCUCACCCUGAGAUGGGAGCCGCCUCCUCAGCCCACUAUGCUUAUUGUGGCAAUCGUUGCUGGCCUGGUUCUUCUUGGAGCUGUGGUUGCAGGUGUUGUGAUGUGGAGGAAGAAGAGCUCAGGUGGAAAAGGGAGCUACAAUCAGGCUGCCUGCAAUGACAGUGCCCAGGGCUCUGAUGUGUCUCUCACAGCUUGUAAAGUGUGACAUAGCUGCCUUCUGUGGGACUGAGUGAUUCCCGAUGAGUUCGAGUCCCCCCGCAACACCACCACUAUGACUUCAAGAGCUCCUCCCUGGCUUCUCCUUCUGCAGCUGGCAUCAGAAUAUGUCUGUGUGUCUGUGAUACUGUUAGCAUAAUGUGAGGAAAUGGGGAGACUGGCCCAUCCCUGAACACCAAGACCCCUUCCCCACACUGACCUGCGUUCUCUUCUCUCAUCAACUUUCCUGCUCCAGCAGAGGUGGGGCUGGGAUGCCUCGAUCCCUGUCUUAAAUUUGUGUUGCACUGAGCCACAGCUUUUUACUUCCCUAUUGAAAAGAAAAAUCUGGAAAUGAAUUUGUUUGCAAACUCUUGCCAUAGAUGGGUUAAUUAAAGGAGAGGAAGAUUCUUAAAAUUUGAGAGUGGAAAUAAAACCUGAGAAGCUUCCAGAA